Messenger RNA from Aureobasidium musti, 2163 nucleotides. The record is from the annotation of a GenBank genome assembly. Lineage: Eukaryota; Fungi; Ascomycota; Dothideomycetes; Dothideales; Saccotheciaceae.
AUGGCUUCAGCAAAGUACCAGAAGCCUCCCCAGGCCCCUNNCCCCCUCUUCACCGCAACCACCGAGUCUCUCGCCAAAGACACCAAGCGCCUGCUAGACCAGUCCCGCCGCAUCCAAGACCAGAUCGUCAAGGACAUCACCCCCGAGUCGGCCAACUUCCACAAUGUCGUCCUUCCAAUGGCUCUCGACGACAACAAGAUGGCUAUCGAGUCACACAUCAUUGGUUUCUACUCUGCUGUUUCGACAGACUCCAAGUUGAGAGACGCCUCAAUCGAAGCCGAGAAACAGAUGGACGAGUUUGGCAUUGAGGCCAGCAUGCGCGAGGAUAUCUUCAAGCUUGUUGAUGCUGCUCUCAAGAACUCAAAAGAUCUGGACCCAGAAAGUCAGCGCUUGCUUGAGAAGGAUCACAAGGGCUUUGUCCGCAUGGGUUUGAACGUUCCUGCUGGACCCAAACGCGACCGCUUCAAGGACAUCAAGAAACGUCUGUCUGAGCUCAGCAUCACCUUCCAGAAGAACUUGAACGAAGAGCAGGGUGGUAUGUGGUUCACCGAGCAAGAGUUGGAAGGCGUGCCAAAGGAUGUUCUUGACGGCCUUAAGAAGGGAGAUGGCGACAAUGCUGGCAAGCUCUGGCUCACCUUCAAGUACCCCGACCUCUUCCCUACCUUGAAGUACUGCAAGAACCCCGACGUUCGCCGCAAGGUCUUCACCUCGAACGAGAACAAGUGCAACGAGAACGUGCCCCUCUUCAAGGAGGCCAUCGUGCUACGCGACGAGGCUGCCCGCGUCCUGGGUUACCCCAACCACGCCACCUUCCGCAUUGAGGACAAGAUGGCUAAAACUCCCAAGACCGUUGAUGACUUCCUNGGUGAUCUCCGCACCCGUCUCUCGCCUGGUGGUGUCGAAGAGCUCAAGAAGCUGAAGACGUUGAAAGAGAAGGACUUCAAGGAUCGUGGUGUUGCAGAGCAGAACGAUGGCAAGUACUACCUCUGGGACCACCGUUAUUACGACACUUUGAUGCUUGAGCACGAGUACCAGCUGGAGCAGGAGGCCAUCGCCGAGUACUUCNNCCCCCUUGAGACUACCAUUCGCGGCAUGCUGCAGAUCUUCGAGGAACUGUUUGGUCUUCAGUUCGUUCAAGUGACUGGCAAGGACCGCGAUUCAAUCAGUCCUACUGGCAAGGGCGACGACAUCAUCUGGCAUCCCGAUGUCCAAGUCUUCAGUGUCUGGGAUGACGAGGGCGAGGGCAGUGGCUUUGUUGGAUACCUCUACCUCGACUUGCAUCCCCGUGAUGGUAAAUACGGCCACGCUGCCAACUUCAAUUUGCAGCCUGGUUACAUCGACGAGGACGGCAAGAGAAGAUAUCCUGCCACCGCUUUGGUCUGCAACUUCUCGAAGCCUACACCGAAGAAGCCUUCCUUGCUCAAGCACGACGAGGUUGUGACUCUCUUCCACGAGCUCGGUCACGGUAUCCACGAUCUUGUUUCCCGCACAACAUAUUCUCGCUUCCACGGUACAUCUACUGCUCGUGACUUCGUCGAGGCUCCCUCUCAAAUGCUCGAAAACUGGUGCUGGACCGCUUCUCAACUCCGCAGCUUAUCUCAUCACUACAGCUACCUCUCCGACAGCUACAAGGCUGCAUUCUCAGAAUCGAACAAGUCGGGCAAGCAGCCUCCAGAGACUAUGCCCGACAACCUGAUUGACAGCAUCAUCCGUACACGCCAUGUCAACGACGCUCUUUUCAAUCUGCGUCAACUCCACUUUGGCAUUUUUGACAUGACUGUACACGAAGGCAAGUCCCAUGACGAAAUCAAGGGCCUCGAAGUCAGCAAGCUGUACAACUCUCUCCGCAAAGAGAUCUGUUCUCUCGACGGCCCUGAAGAGCUAGGCCAAGGUCUCGACUGGGGACAUGGUCAAGCCACCUUCGGUCACUUGAUUGGUGGCUACGAUGCUGGCUACUACGGCUACCUCUCGUCUCAGGUCUACUCUGCAGACAUGUUCUACACCGUCUUCAAGAAGGAUCCUAUGAAUGGCAGNGAAGGUAGACGUUACAGACACACUGUUCUGGAACGUGGAGGUGCUCAGGAUGAGAUGCAGACGCUUGAGGACUUUUUGGGCAGGAAGCCGAGUACUGAGGCUUUCUAUACUGAGUUGGGCUUGAACUAG